Brassica rapa (field mustard) is the source of this 2723-nucleotide messenger RNA. RefSeq names its product mitogen-activated protein kinase kinase kinase 5. Gene Ontology annotation, biological process: MAPK cascade; protein phosphorylation. Gene Ontology annotation, cellular component: cytoplasm. Lineage: Eukaryota; Viridiplantae; Streptophyta; Magnoliopsida; Brassicales; Brassicaceae. Gene Ontology annotation, molecular function: ATP binding; MAP kinase kinase kinase activity. The record is from RefSeq and is a predicted model, not a curated record.
CGUUGUAAACCGUGUUAGGAAAACACAAACCGUCUUCUCUUCAAUAACAAUUUCCCGAAAUAAUUUGUCCUCGCAACAUUUCAUCUUCGUUAUAAUUUUUUUCUGGUGUUUUUUUUUUUCCAUUUUGGUUGUGUGUUUGUUUGUUUUCUGUUAAAUCCGUUGGGGUUGUUUCCAUCAUCGCCUCCAUCUCCGUCUCGAUUCUAGAGAAAACAAGGAUUCAAGUCCUUUUGAUAUUAUUGUUAUUAUGAGCAUACAAUGAUCUCUCGCUAUGCGUUGGCUUCCACAAAUCUCCUUCUCCUCUCCCUCCCUCAAACCCGUGGCUUCUUACUCUGAAUCCCCGGAUCCAGAUCGCAAUCUGGAUCGAGAUCGUUUCCAUCGUCGUCUGUUCCGUUUCAACCGCGGCAGGCUCACGCGUCAGAGGAAGCUCCGUCACUUGACCGACGACGAUGUUCUGGUACAACGCCCUGCUUCAACGUCUUCCUCUUCUUCUCCCACCGUCGACGUCUGGUUAAAUCGAUCUCCAAGCGCUUACACGCCGGGUCCCCGCUCCCCUUCCGCCGUCCCCUUACCGUUACCUCUGCCGUUACCAGAGGGAGACUCGAGGAAUCGGAAUGCAGCGAACGGUAGAGUUAUCGCUGAUCGCACCUCCUCUGGUGGUCCUCCUCUCACCAGCGUUGCACAUGAGUCGAGAAGAGCCUCGGAGAAUUCCAGCUGUAACAAUAGUCCGAAUACUAGAAACGGUUAUUGGGUGAACAUACCAACAAUGAGUGCUCCAACGAGUCCCUACAUGAGUCCCGUCCCUAGCCCUCAAAGGAAGAGUACUGGCCACGAUCUACCCUUUUUUAAUUUACCUCCUAAGAGCAAUCAAGCAUGGUCAGCUCCAGAUAUGCCCUUUGACACCUCUGGGCUACCUCCUCCUGCGUUUUACGACUUCACGGCGUUUAGCACAGACAACUCUCCAAUCAACAGCCCGCGGCCUCGAAGUCCGCGUAGACAGAUCAGAAGUCCGCAACCGAGCAGGCCAACUUCACCGUUGCACCCGAUGCUAUCGCCUGAGCAUUUGGCUGGAGCAAGGGAUAGUGUUUCCUCGCCGUUGCAUCCGAGGAUGUCCACUGAUGUUGCCAGUGGACGUAGCUCGAAUGUUCAUCCUUUGCCUCUCCCUCCUGGAGCUGCUUGUCCCUCUUUGUCAGCUGCUGCUUCUCCUGUUUCGUACCCGCAGGGUCCUCUCAAACAGGAUUUGUUCCCGAUGAAUUCUCAGUGGAAGAAAGGGAAGCUAAUAGGUCGUGGUACAUUUGGAAGUGUUUAUGUCGCCAGUAACAGUGAAACGGGAGCAUUAUGUGCGAUGAAGGAAGUUGAGUUGUUUCCUGAUGACCCAAAAUCUGCAGAGUGUAUAAAGCAGCUAGAGCAGGAGAUAAAACUUCUCAGUAACCUUCAACAUCCAAACAUUGUGCAGUAUUUUGGUAGUGAGAUAGUAGAAGAUCGUUUCUUUAUAUACCUGGAAUAUGUUCACCCGGGUUCAAUUAACAAAUAUAUUCGAGACCAUGGCGGCGGUACCAUGACAGAAUCUGUUGUUCGCAAUUUUACUCGUCACAUCUUGUCCGGGCUGGCUUAUUUGCACAGCAAAAAGACAGUACAUAGGGAUAUCAAAGGUGCUAAUCUCCUUGUCGAUGCCUCUGGUGUUGUCAAGCUUGCUGACUUCGGCAUGGCCAAACACCUUACUGGGCAAAGAGCUGAUCUUUCGUUGAAGGGAAGUCCGUACUGGAUGGCACCAGAGCUCAUGCAAGCUGUGAUGCAAAAAGAUAGCAACCCGGAUCUCGCUUUUGCUGUUGAUAUAUGGAGUUUAGGAUGUACAAUCAUCGAGAUGUUCACUGGAAAGCCUCCAUGGAGUGAGUUUGAAGGGGCUGCAGCUAUGUUCAAGGUGAUGAGAGAUAGCCCACCGGUACCUGAAUCGAUGUCACCGGAGGGCAAAGAGUUUCUAAGACUAUGUUUUCAGAGAAACCCGGCAGAGCGACCAACCGCAUCUAUGUUGCUAGAACACCGGUUCCUUAAGAACUCUGUGCAAUCAACCUCCCCACGUAACAGUGAUGUCUCAAAUUGCUCUCAUUUAAUUAACGGGAUGAACAUAAAGGAACCAAACACUAGGAGGGAGAAACCAAAUUUCAAACUAGAUCAAAUUCCGCGCGCUAGAAACGUGACAUCCUCAGAGAGCUUCUUCAAACGUACUUCUUUUUCUCCAGUGAAAGUUGGCAGCAGCAACAGUACCGGUCUCCUGAUCUAACCGGGACAGUGCCCCGUCUGUCCCCUCGAUCCACUCUCGAGGCUAUUCCGAGUCCGUCUCCAUCCCAACAACCUAAGCCAAGCACUGAGCGAAGAAGAAUCAGCGUCCCUUCUGAUCAAGUUUGAUUUGCACCGAGGCAACGAUAUCAUAUGAAGGACUUUUUUUUUUUGUUUUUGUUAAAAUAUCAUAUGAAGAUAUUACUACGUAUUCUCAUGCACAUGUGUGUAUCAAUGUACGUAGGUAGUUUGGGGGUAGAGGGUAGAAGGGUUGUGUAUGUAACAUUUUAUUCCACUGUGGAAUUGAGAAAAGAGACUUGAUUCUUUCUUUUCCGGGGGUUUUUAGAGGAAGAGUUGUGUAUAAACGACGUCUUGUGUACAUUUGGUUCCGGAUACAUCAUUUUUUAGAUUUGGAACCAUUAAUUUAAAAGUUCAAUCUCUCUCUGUGA